Molecule: messenger RNA, 1401 nt
Organism: Cryphonectria parasitica EP155
Lineage: Eukaryota; Fungi; Ascomycota; Sordariomycetes; Diaporthales; Cryphonectriaceae
Product: 4-aminobutyrate aminotransferase
Exons: 2
Coding region: 1-1401 (466 amino acids)
Biological process (GO): GABA catabolic process
Cellular component (GO): mitochondrion
Molecular function (GO): pyridoxal phosphate binding
Source: RefSeq, a predicted model, not a curated record
AUGGGUCGCUUUGACGGCAUCGAGCCCAGUGCUCCCUCGGUCAAGACGGAGAUUCCUGGCCCCAAGGCCAAGGAGCAGACUGCCGACCUCGACAAGGUCUUUGACACCAGGAGUUUGAACAUGCUCACUGACUACAAGGCCUCGAUUGGCAACUACAUCGCUGAUCCGGAUGGAAAUGUGCUGCUGGAUGUCUACGCCCAGAUCGCGUCCAUUCCCGUGGGCUACAACAACCCCCACCUGAUUGAGGUCAUGAAGAGCGAUGCCGUUGUCAACUCCCUGGUCAACCGCCCUGCCCUCGGCAACUUCCCUCCCAAUGACUGGGCCGAGGUCCUACGCUCUGGCAUCCUCAAGGUCGCACCCAAGGGCCUGGACCAGGUCUUCACGGCCAUGGCCGGCUCCGACGCCAACGAGACCGCCUACAAGGCUGCCUUUAUGUGGAAGCGCCAGCAGCAGCGUGGUGGUGCCCACGUCGAGUUCACUGAGGAGGAGCUGCAUUCGUCCAUGAACAACCAGACCCCCGGCGCCUCGGAGCUCUCCAUCAUGUCCUUCAAGACCGCCUUCCACGGCCGUCUGUUUGGUUCCCUGUCCACCACCCGCUCCAAGCCCAUCCACAAGCUCGACAUCCCCGCCUUUGACUGGCCCCAGGCCACCUUCCCGCUGCUCAAGUACCCCCUGGAGGAGCACGUUGAGGAGAACCGCAAGGCGGAGCAGGCGGCCCUCGCCGAGGUCGAGGAUCUGAUCCUCAACUACCGCGUGCCCCCCUGCGCAGUGAUCGUCGAGCCCAUUCAGUCCGAGGGUGGUGACAACCACGCCUCGCCCGAGUUCUUCCGCGGCCUGCGCGAGGUCACCAAGAAGCACGGCGUGCUGAUGAUCGUCGACGAGGUUCAGACUGGUGUGGGCGCGACCGGCAAGUUCUGGGCGCACGACCACUGGGACCUUCCCUCGCCUCCCGACAUGGUCACCUUCUCCAAGAAGGCCCAGACCGCCGGCUACUACUUUGGCAACCCUGAGCUGCGGCCCAACAAGCCCUACCGCCAGUUCAACACUUGGAUGGGUGACCCAGCACGCGCCAUCCUGUUCAGGGCCAUCAUCGACGAGAUUGAGAAGAACGAUCUGAUCGCGCAGACGGCGCGCGUAGGUGAUUACCUGUACGGCAAGCUGGCCGAGCUGGCCAAGAAGUACCCCGGCCAAUUCGACAACCUCCGCGGCAAGGGCCAGGGCACCUUCAUCGCCUUCGAUAACCCUCGCCGCGACGAGUUCCUCAAGAAGGCCAAGAGCUUCGGUAUCAACAUCGGAGGCUCCGGCGCCAGCGCUGUGCGCCUGAGGCCCAUGCUGAUCUUUGAGGAGAAGCACGCGGACAUCCUGCUCGAGGCUCUGGAGAAGAUCGUUACGUCGUGGUAG